AUGAGGAAUGAAGAGAUCGAGCGACGACGUUCGCCGGAAAACUGUGCCUGCUUCAUCGUCCCCGGACGUUGCAUGGCAUCGUGUGUUUUCGGUCGUCCACAUGGUCAAAACAGCAAACGGGCGAAACUCGCAACAGGCAGCUGGGAGGGAGCCGCCGUCGCCGCCUCCGAGUAUCGCGCCUACAAGCAGUUCAGAGGCACGAGGAGCAAGUGCAUGCUCCGGUACGCCGCUCGAUGCUGCCUCAGGAGGAUCGACCUCCUGCUCAUCGCCCGAGGAGGUCCAGAGGUAAGCAGUGAGUGA
This is a messenger RNA of Soboliphyme baturini, 300 nucleotides long. The record is from the annotation of a GenBank genome assembly. NCBI's taxonomy places the organism in Eukaryota, Metazoa, Nematoda, Enoplea, Dioctophymatida, Soboliphymatidae.